UCCCGAAGGCGGGACUUCCGGAAGCCGCGAGCUGAGGAAAGGAGCGGUCGUCAGUGAGAGAGGCUCCGUCCCACCUCUUCCGCUCGGAGGCCUAUAGCGGGCCGCGCCUCCUCUCCGCCUCCGCCUCCGCCUCCGCCUCCGCCUCUGCGGGCUGGACCGUGUUUUUAACUCAUCCGUGUGAUGAGCUUCUCCGUGUGAGAGACUGCCGUUUGCGUUUUAGUUCAAUGGCUCCUGGACGCCAUUCUGUCCUCGAGUCUCCGCUCGACUGUUCCGCGCGACCGCGACCGAGUCAAACCGAACACACUCGGCAGCCGCUGACCUCACCAGCUGCUUUUCCACACGCGUCACAGCGAACGCCCGGGUCACAGUCGCCUUUCUCGUGCGCCGUUACUUCCUUUCCCGAAGGCGGGACUUCCGGAAGCCGCGAGCUGAGGAAAGGAGCGGUCGUCAGUGAGAGAGGCUCCGUCCCACCUCUUCCGCUCGGAGGCCUAUAGCGGGCCGCGCCUCCUCUCCGCCUCCGCCUCCGCCUCUGCGGGCUGGACCGUGUUUUUAACUCAUCCGUGUGAUGAGCUUCUCCGUGUGAGAGACUGCCGUUUGCGUUUUAGAUUCCUGACCACUGUGAAAGACCCUUGAUAAGAGAUAUUUAUUACCUUGUAUGGUGAGAACAAGCCUUUUAUCUUGGCAUACAGGACACAGAGUAGCAGGAACAGCACAUUGGAGGACUCUGAAAUAUAGCCAGAAGAAAUGAAUUAUCAAUAUUAAGUACCAACUUGAUAUGUCCAUGUGAUUCAAGGACAUGGAUCACUCAGCGAUUGGAUAUUACUGUCGAGAUCAAUACUGGGAGGCUGCGACAGCGGUGGCUGCGCAGCAAUGGAACAUAGUAGCUUACACAAGAGCUGAAGUGUGGUCUGAAAGACAAUAUGAUUAUGAACGACUUCCAAGAGAACGAGUGCCUCCCCGAAGCCAUCCCAGUUAUGGCUACCAUAGAGUAGUUAAUAUUGUGCCAAGGAGACCACCUCUAUUAGACAAGAUACUACCUGUGAUGGACAAGACACCAACUGUGCUGGACAAGACACCAACUGUGCUGGACAAGACACCAACUGUGCUGGAAAGGACACCAUCUAUUCUGGACAACAGACCACCUAUUCUGGACAACAGACCACCUAUUCUGGACAACAGACCACCUAUUCUGGACAACAGACCACCUAUUCUGGACAACAGACCACCUAUUCUGGACAACAGACCACCUAUUCUGGACAACAGACCACCUAUUCUGGACAACAGACCACCUAUUCUGGACAACAGACCACCUAUUCUGGACAACAGACCACCUGUGCCAGACAAGAGACCACCUGUGCCAGACAAGAGACCACCUGUGCCAGACAAGAGACCACCUGUGCCAGACAAGAGACCACCUGUGCCAGACAAGAGACCACCUGUGCCAGACAAGAGACCACCUGUGCCAGACAAGAGACCACCUGUGCCAGACAAGAGACCACCUGUGCCAGACAAGAGACCACAUGUGCCGAACAAGAGACCACAUGUGCCAAACAAGAGACCAUAUGUGCCGAACAAGAGACCUCUGUUAACCAGACCUGAUGAAGGCUACAAUAGAUAUUACAGUCAUGUUGAUAGCCGUAGUUUUUCUCAUGAUCGAAGGAAUGGCCCAUCUUAUAGAGGAAAUGAAUCUGGCUACAGAUGGGCAAGAGAUAAUCAUUCCACAAGCUGGCAGCCUGACUACCAGAUCAUGAGAGAUGGCUUUAGAAGAAAACGUUUUUAUUCUUCUCAUUAUUCAAGAGGCCGGUCUCCCCAUGAAAGGGAUUCUCCCUUCUUCAGAGGAUCAACUACAGGCUAUAAGAAUUUCCCACACAGCAGAUAUGACUCCAACAUCAGUAAUAAAAGCCAUUCUCUUAAGCGAAGCAAGACACAUUCCUACCAUCAGUCUCAGAAUAGAAAUAAAAAGAGAUACACCCAGUCUUUAAAAACUUCAAAAUAUACUUCACCCUCGCGUUCAUCAGUGGUUCCUUCAUCCAAGGUGUUAGACAAACCGAGCAGUCUACCUGAGAAGGAACCCGAAAAGGCUGAAAGCAAAUGGGCUAACAAGGCACAAGAGAAGUCGGACAAAAAUAACUUGGAUGAAAUUUCUCAGUUUGAGGCAGGAUCCGUGACAUCUGUAUUUACUGGCCAGACUGGCCAGACAGAAGAACCCCAGUCACCUGUAUUUACUGGCCAGACUGGCCAGACAGAAGAACCCCAGUCAAACACAACAGAUGGCACAGAAAUGUAUAAAGACAACCAGCUUAGCAGCCGCUGUGAAGCCAUUACAUCAAAAGUCAAAGAAAUCCAGCAAGUUUACGUACAAGACUGUGAGACGAUCGGGAUGGUGGUGAAAAUGCUGAUUGAAAAAGAUCCCUCCUUAGAAAAGUCUAUUCAGUUUGCACUGAAGCAGAGCUUACAUGAGAUUGGUGAGCGCUGUAUUGAAGAAGUCAAGAAUUUCAUUACUGAGUAUGAUAAUUCUACUCAAGAUUUCGGAGACCCUUUUAAGAAGUAAUACCCAGGUCAAAAAAAUUUAGAUCUUUUUCUCCUUGGAUUGUGUAAAUCCUUACUAUUCUGUGAUAAAUUUCUAGUAUUAAAUAAACAUCUACCUUUUAAAAUA
This is a messenger RNA of Arvicanthis niloticus (Nile rat), 2656 nucleotides long. RefSeq names its product periphilin-1-like. Gene Ontology annotation, biological process: negative regulation of gene expression, epigenetic; protein localization to heterochromatin; negative regulation of DNA-templated transcription. Gene Ontology annotation, cellular component: nucleoplasm. The record is from RefSeq and is a predicted model, not a curated record. Lineage: Eukaryota; Metazoa; Chordata; Mammalia; Rodentia; Muridae.